GUCAUUUUUGUAGAAAACACGACAGUAACUUAUUCAAUAUGAAACAUUUUCACAUGAUUAUUCUUUUUGAAUCGUUGGUUCUUCUCACAAUCUUUCAGCCUGCCCUUACACAAGAAAAUCCAGUACAAGCAUUGUUUGCGGGAUUUCUAAGAAACCUUUACUUCAGUCGAUCUUCAACAACAACAGAUUUCAACACAGUCGCUCAAUUUCUUGAAGCUGCGAGAGGAAGGAAGCCAGACGCAACUUAUGCUAGUCAUGGAAGAAGAAAUCAAUUCACAGAUAAAAUUGAUAAAGUUCACAGAGAUAGCCAAGAUAACAGACUGAAUGACCCAACAAAUAUAGCACCAAGACUUCUUCAAGUUCUCUCGAACUCUCUCAGGGAUACCCUCAACCGAGAAAGUCACAAGAAACAGAAACGAAAAUUUAACAAAAUGAAAAUCGCAAUUUUGGUAUUGUCAUUGAUUGUUGUUGCAACUGCCGCUCCACAACGUUUCCCUCCACGUGGCUUCAGAGAACUCGAAGUUGCUGAACCUUUCCCAGAAGAACAACGUGCUGCACCAAACACAUCUGAUCUCCUCAGUCUUCUAACCAGAAGCUUGUCAUCAACAGGAUCUUCAAGAAUCGCUCCAACUCGAGGUGGUGGCGAUGGAGGUCUUCUCAGACUUAUUCUUCAACUCGCUGCUGGUGAACUCGGAUUAAACGGCUUAGAUGAGAGAACAGACUCAGUUGAACAAGAAGUUGUUCUUCGUAAUAUCAUCCGUGCUGUUACAAGCCUCGUCGGCAGUGCUCUGUUGAGCUAAACUUAAACACAUCUCAUUUGCGAAUAUUUAUUUCACAUCCGCUUAAGAUGCUAUAUUUAUUUUGUAUCGAAUAAAAAAUAUUUUUUCUAAAGAAAACU
Clunio marinus is the source of this 898-nucleotide messenger RNA. The record is from the annotation of a GenBank genome assembly. Lineage: Eukaryota; Metazoa; Arthropoda; Insecta; Diptera; Chironomidae.